Nicotiana tabacum (common tobacco) is the source of this 798-nucleotide messenger RNA. Lineage: Eukaryota; Viridiplantae; Streptophyta; Magnoliopsida; Solanales; Solanaceae. The record is from RefSeq and is a predicted model, not a curated record.
AUGGCAGUCUCAAGUACAAAUGAUUUUCAGGCCACAGUUGACAAAAGUUAUGACAAAAUGAGUGAGUUACAAGCCCUUGAAGAUACUGAGGCUGGUGUCAAAGGGCUUGUCGAUGCUGGAAUUACUGAGGUUCCUCGAAUGUUCAUUCAACCACAAAAAAUACAAGAGUCCUUAAACAGUUGUUGCGCGACAAAGUUUAUUUUCCCAGUGAUAGAUCUUGAAGGCUUUGAUAAGGAUCCAAUGAAGCAUAAAGAUAUUGUGGAUAAAGUUCGAGAUGCAUCAGAGACAUGGGGUUUCUUUCAAGUGAUUAAUCAUGGCAUUCCAUUACCUGUCCGGGAAGAAAUAUUGCAAGGAACACGACGAUUCUUUGAGCAAGAUAUUGAGAUUAAGAAACGAUAUUAUACUCGAGAUAAUAAUAAAGUGGUGGUUCAUUCUAACAAUCAUGAUGUGUUUAGUCCUUCUGUUCCAGCUACAAAUUGGAGAGACUCAUUCGUCUGUUUAAUGGCUCCAAAUUAUCCUAGUCCUGAGGAAUUGCCAGCAGCAUGCAGGUGCGAGCCCGCAGAAGCGGGGGUCACCCGCAGAAGCGGCUGGAAGUGGAAUGGAAGGGUCAGAAACCGCAGGUGCGAUGGAUUUCCUGCACCAGCGAGGUUGCAGAUGCGGUCUGGGCAGCGCAGAAACCGUUUGGGGCAGCUGGAGGAGGACCGCAUAAGCGCAUUAGUACGGCCGAUGCUUUGGAUGUACAGACCUGUUAUCGGUUACGGAAGGUUGCGGGAGCGUGCCCCACGGAAGGUUGUAUAA